Molecule: messenger RNA, 359 nt
Organism: Staurois parvus
Lineage: Eukaryota; Metazoa; Chordata; Amphibia; Anura; Ranidae
Source: the annotation of a GenBank genome assembly
AUGGGGCCCCCGGGCAAUAGGGGAUCAUGGGGCCCCUGUGUCCUUGCCCAAACUCAAAAAAGCCUAUGAAAAAGUGCGGGCGGCAUGCCAUUAGAACUAAAGGCACCCGCCCGCAGGUCCGCAUUUCUCUGUGUGGGUGGUGCAUGGAUGUACGUGUGCAGGGGCGGACUGACAACUCAUGGGGCCCCCGGGCAAUAGGGGAUCAUGGGGCCCCUGUGUCCUUGCCCAAACUCAAAAAAGCCUAUGAAAAAGGUACCAGGGGCAUCUCAUGGGGUCCACUACUGACCGAGUUUCCAAAUGGUCAGUCCGCCCCUGUACAUGUGGAUCCGCAGUGGCACCACCCGCACACAUGUGAACCU